UCACAUAUUUGAUGCUGCUAGUGCAAUUAAGCACCAACUAUACAACAUGGGUCAUGAAGGAGAGUACCCCAGGGCAGAUAUCCUAGAUUUAUCAGCAGAGAAUUGCCAAGAUUUUUACAGCAGUACUUGGCUCAGUUCAACGCUGGACUCACAAAAGGAGAAAACUGAAAACCGCAAAAGGGAGAGCGAUUACGUGAAGAAGAAGAACUGUAACAUCCUCGCAGUUCCGAUUUCGGAAGAGGAGCUGAAGAUACGAAGUGAGCUAGGAAUGGAGAUUGAAAGAGACUUAGAAGAAGAGAUCAAGGAAGGUAUUUACCACCUUGCUCUUCGGUUGCACCGGAUUUACCAGGAGAGGAAGGAAAGAAGUACAAAAGAAGCAUGUGAGCUUGACAAUGAUUACCAAGCUAGAGCAGUUUCUGAAGUGAACAUAAGCAUAAGAAUGGAAGGAGCAACUAAAGUUGAAAUUAAAGAAAUCAACAAAGAAGAAGCUGAAAAGGGUUGUGCUUAUUCACGGAAUUCUAGGCCACAAAAUGUGAAGGAAGUGAAGAAGGUUGAUUGGGUGAAAACCCUGAGAGCAGGUUCAAGUCCUGUUUGUGCUAGAAGAUCAUCAUGUGUCAGUUCAAAGAAUAAGGAUAUAAAAAAGUUAGGCACUGAUGACCCUAAUGUUUUCUCCAACUGGAAAAUUCAUGGUGGGAGGGGAAAGAAUGCAGGUUCCACCGGGCUAGUGAAACGGAAUGCAAGUGUGGACAAGAAGAUACUUCAAUUGGUGUGGAAGGUUUGAAGAUCUUUAUAAUUUGAUUCGUGAUUUCUAUUUGGCUUUGUUUGCAUAAACAAUAUUAGUAUAGUUCGGAAUGAUUUUUACCUAAUAACAAAUGAUGGAGAGAGAGUGGAUUGAAGGCGUGAAAGUUGUUGUAUUGAAAUGAAGUUUCAAAUUGAUGUGAUGAUGUCUACAUAUUGAACUUAAAUUGGAUUCUUCCUUCUUGCA
Molecule: messenger RNA, 985 nt
Organism: Glycine soja
Lineage: Eukaryota; Viridiplantae; Streptophyta; Magnoliopsida; Fabales; Fabaceae
Exons: 3
Coding region: 47-781 (244 amino acids)
Source: RefSeq, a predicted model, not a curated record